Molecule: messenger RNA, 1119 nt
Organism: Salvelinus namaycush (lake trout)
Lineage: Eukaryota; Metazoa; Chordata; Actinopteri; Salmoniformes; Salmonidae
Product: biglycan-like
Exons: 7
Coding region: 1-1119 (372 amino acids)
Molecular function (GO): protein binding
Source: RefSeq, a predicted model, not a curated record
AUGAUUCCCUUCUCUGUUGUCCUUCUCCUGCUGUGUGCCACCCCUCUACCCAUCCCCUCUGUGGCACUGCCCUUUGAGCAGAAGGGCUUCUUGGACUUUGGGAAGAGCAUCGAUGUAGAGGGGCUGAUGAUGAUGAUGAUGAACGAUGAAGAGGAGGGCUCAGCAGUUGAGGAAUACUACAAACCAGAACAGCCUACUUGCCCAUUCGGCUGUCAGUGUAACCAGAAGGUUGUGCAGUGCUCUGACUUGGGUUCACACUAUGUGCCAUAUGACGUCCCCCCGGAGACCAGGCUCUUGGACCUUCAAAGCAACCAGAUCAGAGAGAUAAGAGAGGAUGACUUCAAGGGUCUCAGCAACCUCUAUGCUCUGGUGUUAGUGAAUAACAAGAUCUCCAGGGUGCACCCGCGGGCCUUCAUGCCCCUCAGAAGGAUGCAAAAGCUCUACUUCUCCCACAACCAGUUGACAGCCGUGCCCAAGAACCUGCCCUCCUCUCUGGUGGAGCUCCGUAUCCAUGACAACCACAUCAAGAAGGUGGCGGCUGGUGAUUUCUCUGGCCUGGGCAGCAUGAAUUGCAUUGAGAUGGGGAGGAAUCCUAUUCAGAACAGUGGUUUGGAGCCGGGAGCCUUUGAUGGUCUCAAACUUACCUUCCUUUGCAUUUCUGAGGCAAAACUCACAGGCAUCCCUAAGGAUCUCCCUGAGGGUCUACAUGAGUUGCAUUUGGAUCAGAAUCAAAUUCAAGCCAUUGAACUAGAAGACCUAAGGCAAUAUGAGGGUUUGCACAGGUUGGGUUUAGGCUACAAUCACAUUCGCCACAUUGAGCACGGCAGCCUGGAUUACCUGCAAAACCUGAGAGAGCUGCAUCUAGAGAACAACCGGAUCCCCAAUGUCCCUGGAGGUCUUGCUGGAAUGAAGCAUCUGCAGGUGGUCUACCUUCACUCCAACAACAUCAGCCAGGUUGACAUGAAUGACUUCUGCCCUGAGGGUUUUGGUGUGAAGAAGACUUACUACAACGGGAUCAGUCUCUUUGAUAACCCAAUCAACUCCUGGGAGGUGGUGCCGACCACCUUCCGCUGUGUCAGCAACAGGAUGGCCGUACAGUUUGGCAACCACAAAAAGUAG